AUGUCUGACGAAAAGGAAAAAAUCACCGUGGUGGCCUCGUCGCAGGGCUCGAACUUGUCGUCAUCUCAUGUCGAGGGUCAAUAUAGCGACAUGGCUGAUUUACAAGGGUCCGACGUGGCCCUUGCUGCCAAAAUUAAACUCAUCAACGAUGCAAUUGACGAAAUUGGCUUUACUCCUUACCAUUUCAAGCUUUUCCUUCUUAAUGGGAUGGGUUAUGCAACCGAUUCUCAACUUACCGCCAUAGAAGCCGGGGUAAGAGAAUUCAUCAAUUACCAAUUUAAGCAAGACUUCCCAACCUCGGCCAUGUGUUUGAACUUGGGGUUGUUGGUAGGAACCAUCUUUUGGGGGUUUGGUGCCGAUCUUAUUGGCCGUAAAACCGCUUUCAACAACAGUUUGUUCCUUAGUGCCGUCUUCACUGUGUUAACCGGCUCAAUGAAUAGUUUGGCAACCUAUUGUAUCUUUGUGUUACUCUCAGCCGCUGCUGCUGGAGGUAAUUUGGUUUUAGAUACUUGUAUCUUUUUAGAAUAUUUACCCUUCAAAUAUCAAUGGUUAUUGACAUUUUUCGCAUUGUUUUGGGGCAUUGGUCAAACUAUUGCGGCCUUGUUAACUUGGUGGGGGCUUUCCAAUUAUUCUUGUGAAGGUCCUGCCAAUUGUCCUCUGGACUUGAAUGAAGGCUGGAGAUAUGUCUACUAUAUCAAUGGUGCUAUUGUGUUGGUUUUGGCCAUUGCAAGAGUCGUGGUGGUUCGUCUUCAUGAAACUCCAAAGUUUCUUGUUUCCAACAAGAGAGAUGUCGAAGCAGUGCAAUCUUUACAAUCAAUUGCAAUCAAAUAUAAUCGUAAGUGUUCCUUGACAGUGGAACAAUUGCAAGCGUGUGGAGAAAUCACUUCUAACCAUGAUUACAGAGAAAAUCUGGACAUUAAGGGUACUAUUAUGAUUGUAAAGGAACAUUUGAAAACAAUUUUCUCCACUAGGAAAAAUACUCGUUCUGCCAUUCUUUUAUUUUCCUCUUGGUUCUUACUCGGGAUCGCUUAUCCUCUUUAUUCCUCCUUUUUACCCGCUUAUCUUGCCCUGAGAGGUGCCAACAUCAGUGCUUCAACCACCCUGGGUGUCUAUAGAGACAACGUUAUCAGUAACGUUUGCUGUAUCUUUGGUCCCAUGAUUGCUGGAUUCCUACUUUGGGCCUUCCCAAUACUCGGACGUCGUGGGGUUCUUGUCAUUGGUGGAGUAAGUACCAUGGCGUUCCUUUUCGGCUACACUGCAGUGCGUACGCAUGCACAGAAUGUGGCUCUUUCCUCAGUCAGUUACAUUACUCUUUACAUUUACUACGGAUGUCUCUAUGCAUACUCGCCAGAAGUCAUGCCCUCAUCUGCAAGAGCCACGGGGAACGCCAUGGCCAUUGCCUUGACUCGUGUUGCCUCCUUGAUCACCCCGGUGAUUGCUUAUUUCUCAAAUACUUCCCUGGCUACACCUAUCUGGAUAUGUGGAGUUUUCGUUGGAUUGAUUGGAUUGUUAGCGCUCUUUUUCCCAUACGAGCCUAGUAAACAAAGAGCUGUAUAA
Messenger RNA from [Candida] anglica, 1557 nucleotides. The record is from the annotation of a GenBank genome assembly. Lineage: Eukaryota; Fungi; Ascomycota; Pichiomycetes; Serinales; Debaryomycetaceae.